Messenger RNA from Chionomys nivalis (European snow vole), 2448 nucleotides. Its product is annotated as monocarboxylate transporter 1-like. Bases 1 to 870 code for a protein of 289 amino acids. The record is from RefSeq and is a predicted model, not a curated record. Gene Ontology annotation, molecular function: monocarboxylic acid transmembrane transporter activity. The transcript has 2 exons. Gene Ontology annotation, biological process: transmembrane transport; monocarboxylic acid transport. Lineage: Eukaryota; Metazoa; Chordata; Mammalia; Rodentia; Cricetidae.
AUGCCGCUCAGUCCCUCAGGCAGGCAGGAACCUGGAGGCAAGAACUGGUGCAGAAAUACAGAUCUCAUUGGAGGAAGCCCCAAAGGGGAAAAGCCAUCAUUCUUGCAAACAGUUAAUAAGUUCCUGGAUCUCUCCCUGUUUGCCCACAGAGGCUUUUUGCUGUACCUGUCUGGAAAUGUGGUCAUGUUUUUUGGACUCUUUACUCCUUUGGUCUUUCUUAGUAAUUACGGUAAGAGUCAGCAUUAUUCCAGUGAGAAGUCAGCCUUCCUCCUUUCCAUUCUGGCUUUUGUUGAUAUGGUAGCCAGACCUUCCAUGGGACUUGCCGCCAACACCAAGUGGAUCAGACCUCGGAUCCAGUACUUCUUUGCUGCUUCUGUCGUUGCAAAUGGAAUCUGCCAUUUGCUAGCCCCCUUGUCUACAAGCUACGUUGGCUUCUGUAUCUACGCGGGAGUCUUUGGAUUUGCCUUUGGUUGGCUCAGCUCUGUAUUAUUUGAAACAUUGAUGGACCUCGUUGGACCCCAGAGGUUCUCCAGUGCUGUGGGCUUGGUGACCAUUGUGGAGUGCUGUCCGGUCCUCCUCGGGCCACCACUUUUAGGCCGCCUCAAUGACAUGUAUGGAGACUACAAAUACACGUACUGGGCUUGUGGUGUGAUCCUCAUCAUCGCAGGUAUCUAUCUCUUCAUUGGCAUGGGCAUCAAUUAUCGACUUGUGGCCAAAGAACAGAAAGCAGAGGAGAAGCAGAAAAAGGAAGGUAAAGAGGACGAGACCAGCACAGAUGUUGAUGAGAAGCCAAAGGAAGUAACAAAAGAAGCACCAUCCCCGCAGCAGAACAGCUCCGGGGACCCUGCAGAGGAAGAGAGUCCUGUCUGAACUGAAGCAUGAAUUGAGCAGUGUGCAACCCAAGACAUCUGAAACCAUUCUGCUGGCCUCUAGUCUACCAGUGGUGCUCAAUGCAGACAGUGGACAUUUGUGCAGAAAACCUACCAGGUGUUCAUUGGUGGAAAUUUUUUUGUUUUGUUUUGUUUUGUUUUUGGUCACUCCUUACCAAUGCCGGAAUUUAAAAUUUACUAUGCUUCAGGUAGGGAGUGGUUGGCAAAGGAUAUGGGAAAGAAGUAGGGAUUUUUCUUGUUUUGUUUUAAUCUUAGCUUUUAACAGUGUCAUGGAGAUUAUAAUGUGCCUUAAGUUUUAGUUUUAGAACUCUUUAGAGAGCCUUAACUUUUAAAACCAUUCUGCUGAAUUCAUCUAUUUUAAAUGUCGUUUUAAAAGGAAAAAUAACAACUAACUUGCUUGAGGUAACUUUAACCUUAAUCUUGUUUUGUUGUUGUUUGUAAUGCUUUGUCAGAAUUGUUACUGGAACAUUUAUGGACAGAAAUAAUAGUUAAAAGUUGGAGGUGUAUAAAAAAAACUGACUAAAGUAUUUUUCUAGCAUCAUAGUUGCCUGGCGUAGGUACCUGCUAGGUAUAUAUUUAAGAAAUUUAAAGCAUGAAAUUCUGGAAACAUCUUGGCUGCCGUAGCCACAGUCUGUCUGUCACCUGCUGGGUGCUUCCUCUCAGAUGCUUGCUACAAGCCUAGCGCUAGAACGUUGUCACCAAAUUGCUGCCUUCGCUCCUGUUCAGAGACAUUGAGUGGUUAGAAGUCAUAGCAAAAAGGUUAGUGUUAAAAUCUACAAAACAUUAUUCAACACAGUCUGAUUUAAUAUAGACAGGCCUCAGCUGACUACAGCUUGGGUUUUCAAAGACCCUAGUUAUGGUAUGGAACUUUUGUUAUCUUCAAGUAUGUGUGGGUUUGGGGGGGCUUGGUGGUUCUGAGGAUUGAACCCAGGGACACAGGCAUGCUAAGAACAUGCUGUACCACUGAGCCACAUCCCACUAGCACCCUGGAAUCCUCCUUAGACCUUUUUUCUUUGAUUUUUGAUAGUUCCAUUUAUAUUCUAGCUUAGAACUGUAUGUGAGAUAUUCAGUACGAACUGAAUGUGUGUGCUGUUUGUUUUUUUACAUUGUUUUUCAGUAUUUGCAAAACCAAGAGGGCCAGAGUUUGGCUCCAGGGAAGCCUAUAAAGAUAAAAUAGGGAGGGAGGAAGUUUGCUGAAUUCACUUGGUUCUGUAAGUACCCACCUCCCUGCCAUAUACACCAAGGCUUAAGGAGAAACUUCUAUCAUGCUUAGAAUGAUUGGACAUAGUCUUACCUCUACAAACCUUAGCUUUCGUGACCGUUUUCAGUUACCAGAAAUGGAGGAAAUGGGUUCGGUGUAAGGGUGGGAGGAAGAAUGGACCUGAUUGGAACUGUAUUUUUUUUAACCCGAUAUCUUCUAAAUAGAGGCAGAGAAGAUAAGACACUGAAUUGUUCUCAAUGCAUUUAAAAUACCAUUGUAAUUGACAGGGUGAAAAUAGAGAUUUAAAACCUGUGUAAGAAGCCAACUUUUUCCAAAUAAAACAUUUAUUUUAUUUUU